Hipposideros armiger (great roundleaf bat) is the source of this 5060-nucleotide messenger RNA. RefSeq names its product zinc finger protein 250-like. Gene Ontology annotation, cellular component: nucleoplasm. The coding region runs from base 3177 to 4784 and encodes 535 amino acids. Lineage: Eukaryota; Metazoa; Chordata; Mammalia; Chiroptera; Hipposideridae. The transcript has 5 exons. Gene Ontology annotation, molecular function: RNA polymerase II cis-regulatory region sequence-specific DNA binding; DNA-binding transcription repressor activity, RNA polymerase II-specific. Gene Ontology annotation, biological process: regulation of immune system process; regulation of cytokine production; negative regulation of transcription by RNA polymerase II. The record is from RefSeq and is a predicted model, not a curated record.
CUGGUGUCCCAAGCUAACUCUUAACCAACGUGCCACUCGGCUGGCUCCCAUCUGCACAUUUUUAUAAACUUUGACAUCACCUGAGUAAAGGAUGCCGGGAAUCUAUUCUCACAGAUGCCCCAAAAUACCAAUCAAGAUCACAGACGUCUGUACCUCUGCUCAAGCCACAGUACCAGGCCUCACCAGGACACCCUCAUCCCCUCUGGAGCUCCAGAUAUUACUGACAGUGACCAGGGCCCUCCUGUCACUCCUCACAACACACUGGGCCCUCACCAGCCGUGGGCUGCAGGCCGCACUGUGCCAUGGGCUUAUUUAAACAAGUUCUGAUUCAAUUAGAUGAAACAUGGCGCAUUUCAGUCAUCAGAAAUCGGGUGAAUUGUAGUGAGCAGUCGGGCUUCACUUUCUGAUGUUUGCAGACAGCCUCGAAGUCUCCUCCUCUGCCCGUUUGGGACCAGCUGAUAAGGAAGCUGGGUGCUCCCUCCUUGAUGCCAGAGGGAGACUCAAACCACAGAAACCCUCACGUAUGCUUGGGAGCCCUCCUGCCAGCCCACCCACUGACCACAGUAAGAACCCAGGCCAGGACCCUUUCCCUGCUGAAGCCACUUUGCUUCUGUGUGCCAGGACUGCCCUUCCUUCAUCAGAGACCUCCAUGAUGUAAUAAACAUCACACCUUCAAGAAAAAUACAAGCCCUCCUUGGCUCCUACCCCUUCUACUCUGCCCUGUGGAUAUCAGCAAAUUCCUAUGUAUUGUGACCUCUGAAAGUCCCCUCCACCUUCUUGUUCUAAAGAAAACCUGGUUGCCUCCUGACCACAGGUCCCCCAAAGCCCCUCUCCCCACGUACCACUGGAAAUGGAAAUUGGGACAUUCUCCUAGCUCCCACGUCCACGUCCAGAUAUUCCUACCUCCAACCAACACCCUAACUCCCUUGACAACAGCCUAAAGGCAGCCCCAGCAGCUGGCCUGGUCCCGAAUGUGCCAGGAUCUUCAUGUUCUUGGUAGAGUCCUGGGAGACCCCCUUCAGGGACUCCCACAGCUCAUGCCCCAAAAGUGGGGGGCAAGAUUGAUGGGUAAGAUACGGUUUCCCCAGCAUCCACAGGCUCCCUCCACACAGUGAAGCAAGGUGACUGCGGGGGUAGGGGGUAGGGGGGUGCGCAGGACCCACAGCAGUCUUCAAGCCUUUGUGGGUCUGGAGGGGGCUCCAGGGUCUGAGGGGGGAACCCCUAGGGCCCUGACGGUGGCAGGCCACUCCACGCAGCUCUGGCAGCAACAGCAUCUCAGAGCCAGACAAUCAUCACUGGCCCCUGGGCUUCCCUGGAAGUUAACACAAAGGUGUGGGGGCAGGCUGCCUCAUGCCACAUGGGAAGCCAAGGGACAUGUGUGAGCAGCAGUGGCACCUGCCCAGACCUUUUGGAGGCCUGGACUCGUCACCUCUGGACGCGUGUAGUUCACCUUGUAUUCCGGUGUUGCCUGCUUUCCUGUUCCUGUGAGGUCCGUGAGGACAGACUUACAGAAAUGCGGCUCACUUUGUCCACCGAUGUACCCCAGCACUGAGAACAGGGCCCAGACCACAAUAGGUGCUCAGUAAAGACUGUGCUUGUCGAAGCAGAGCCAGAGGAGAGGUGGCAGAGCUGGGCAUAGAGUCGUGCUGGGGGAAAUGCUAGUUGUUGAAUCUAAGGGAGAGGCCUACAGGUAUGACUGUAGUGUUCUUUCAACCUUUAUGAAUGUCAACAUUUGCUGAAUAAAAGUUAUGGAGAAAGCAGGUUAUGCUGAGGUCCUAGACGCAUCAGUUCUCUGUUGGGACCAAGGUUGCUGGUCAGAGCUCACUCCCUGUUAAAGGUACACUGAGGCAUAUUGAAACUUUGAAGUUUAUGUGAGAAACGUGGAUUGGAGCCCUGGCACCGCCACACCAAACCUGGCUAGGAGCCCCAGGUUUUCAGAGACGCAGAAGAGAAGCACGGAAACCAGCCACAGAGCCAACAGUUGCCUAGUCCGGAAGCCCAGGCGGAGUUUGCUUAAGCAGGUGCCCAGGUAUCAGAGCCACCCCACACUAAUGGCCUCCUCGUUUAAUUAACACUGUCAACUGGCAAAAUCAUCUGGGACUGCCCAAAAAAGGGCCGAACUGACGACCUAGUCCCUGAGCGUCCCCGUCCCUUGGUAGAGGGGACCCUGCUGCCAGGGGGUGUGCGGUACGCAGAGUUCCCCGUGGGAAGCCGACCUCAGGCGGUUGGAAGAGACGGAGGAAGCAGCAGCUCGCGUCCCCCCGCUGCCGGGUAACCGCGAAACCGUUGCCGCAUCCUCCCCACUGCAGGUCUGCCUCGGGCCUCCGAUCAGGCGGAACCUCUCCGGGCACCGGCUCGGCCCUCACGCCCUCCCUGGCCCUCGGGCCGGCCUGUCCUUCCUGAGCGCUACUGAGCCCCACGACACACGUGCCAGACGGAAGGUCACCGGCCGGUCCCUCGGGAGUCAGCAGGCGCCCCGGCCUUCCCCCUCCGGCAGCCGCCUCUCACGCAGGGCGCGUCUGCCGCUGUGCCGCCCACGGCCCUCCCCGGCGCACGGCUUAGCCGCCCCGCAAAAUCGGUCAACACCAGUGCAGGUGGCCGAGGAGGCGGUCACUGUCACACAUGACAGCCAUCGCCAAGCCCUGCCGGGUUGGGCAGCAGCCAGAACCCUCGCCUCGGAGAGAGCGCCACCGCCACAGCGGAGCAGGGGCCGCCCCCCGCCCCAGCGCAGAGUCCCGAAGCCCGGCACAAGGGGGUCGCGGGCGCCCGCCAGGCUGGUGGGAAAAGGGAGACCGGAAGCUCCCGCGGGCCGCCGGAAGUGCGGCCUGCGCGAGGCCAGGGCGCAGUGUAGCCUCUCUAGGCGGCGCGGAGGCCUCGGGUCUCGGAGGCUCCAGGGCGCGGGGCUGGGCGGUCGGUCCGUCAGGAGAAAGGCGCCGGGAGGGGAAGGCGGGGCCCGGCAGGCCGGGCCGUGUUGCGCUCUGGGAUCGCUCGUUCGGGGGAGGAGGCGGUGCAGGGGGAGGGGGCCCCAGGGAUUGGCGAGUGUGCAGCUGAGGCGGGACGUCCCCUUUGUCCGAGCGCGCAGCAGGCCGCCCCCUUUCGCUCGUGAGGCUGCGGUGUCCACGCCCCACAGGCUUCUCCAAUUCCCAUCUUCCUCAGAGACCCCAAGGAAUCAGGUGAUGGCAGCAGCCAGGCUCCUGCCGCCUCCGGCGGGACCGCAGGUCAAGGUGACCUUCGAGGACGUGGCCGUGUUCCUCUCUCAGGAGGAAUGGGACCGCCUGUGCCCUGCUCAGCGGGGCCUCUACCGACAUGUGAUGAUGGAGACAUACGGGAACGUGGUUUCUCUGGGACUUCCAGGAACCAAGCCCAACGUGAUUUCCCAGCUGGAGCGAGGAGAGGAGCCAUGGGUCCUGGAUGGGCAGGGAGCAGCGGAGAGCAGGGGACUGGGCAGUGGCCAUUCAGAAUGGGAGAACAAGGAAGAAAACCAAACUAGAGAUUUGAGUCUGAAGCCGGUCAUUUCAGAAGAAAUAUCAGUGGUUCCAGGGGAAAGCCCCCUGGGGUGCAUUGGUUCCGGGAGCUGUGAACCUGAGCGCAGCUCCUGUGUCAGGGCCAGCCCUGUUGGCCCGGUCGAUGGGCAGGCCAUGCGCCCUGCCGACCCUGUCACUGGGCAGCAGCGCGUUCCUAGCGGGGACAGGCCCUUCAGGUGCAUCGAGUGCGGGAAGGCCUUCGGCCGCAGCUCCCACCUCCUGCAGCACCAGAGGACCCACACGGGCGAGAAGCCCUACGUGUGUGGCGAGUGCGGCAAGGCCUUCAGCCAGAGCUCGGUCCUCAGCAAGCACCGGCGGAUCCACACGGGCGAGAAGCCGUACACGUGCGCCGAGUGCGGCAAGGCCUUCCGCGUGAGCUCCGACCUGGCACAGCAUCACAAGAUCCACACGGGCGAGAAGCCACACGAGUGUCCCGAGUGCCGCAAGGCCUUCACGCAGCUGUCGCACCUUAUCCAGCAUCAGCGCAUCCACACGGGCGAGCGGCCGUACGUGUGCGCGUUGUGCGGCAAGGCCUUCAACCACAGCACGGUGCUGCGCAGCCACCAGCGCGUGCACACCGGCGAGAAGCCGCACGCGUGCGCCGACUGCGGCCGCGCCUUCAGCGUGAAGAGGACGCUGCUGCAGCACCAGCGCGUGCACACCGGCGAGAAGCCCUACGCGUGCGGCCAGUGCGGCCGCGCCUUCAGCGACCGCUCGGUGCUCAUCCAGCACCACAACGUGCACACCGGCGAGAAGCCCUACGAGUGCGGCGAGUGCGGCAAGGCCUUCAGCCACCGCUCCACGCUCAUGAACCACGAGCGCAUCCACACGGAGGAGAAGCCGUACGGCUGCUACGCGUGUGGCAAGGCCUUUGUGCAGCACUCGCACCUCAUCCAGCACCAGCGCGUGCACACGGGCGAGAAGCCCUACGUGUGCGGCGAGUGCGGCCACGCCUUCAGCGCCCGCCGCUCACUCGUGCAGCAUGAGCGGAUCCACACCGGCGAGCGGCCCUUCCGCUGCACGCAGUGCGCCAAGGCCUUCAGCCUCAAGGCCACGCUGAUCGUGCACCUGCGGACGCACACGGGCGAGCGGCCCUACGAGUGCGGCCGCUGCGGCAAGGCCUUCAGCCAGUACUCCGUGCUCAUCCAGCACCAGCGCAUCCACACGGGCGAGCGGCCCUACGAGUGCGGGGAGUGCGGCCGCGCCUUCAACCAGCAUGGGCACCUGAUCCAGCACCAGAAGGUGCACCGGAAGCUGUGACGCAGCCUGGGAGCCCACGCGGGCCAGGCCCGCAGCGCGGGAACGAGUUUCGCGGAGCAAUGGCAGGGAGCGCUGAGCGGCCACUCGGUGGCCAUCUGGAGAGGAGUCGCACUCCUGUAGGAACUUGGAUAAAGCAGCCAUAACUCAUCCUUCAAUGACUGACAGUUUCUUUGACGUGGCAAACGGAGUUACGGCAUAAGAAUUACUGUCACAGUAAGACUUUCUUAUGUUCCAAAUAAAGUUUUUUUCUUAGAAAAUUAACAUCCCUUUCCUAAA